UCAUUUUGAUUUCCGAUUCAUCCGGAAAAAAUACUUUCUGUUUAAUUUUUUUGGUUGCUCCUUUGUUAGGUUUUCUGUUAGUCCUGAUAGCGUCUCGUAUUUAUUUACAUAUUUACAUCAUGAAAUAUACUUGACAUACAAGAUUUUACCAGAACAUUGAAUUUUACCAUACUGUCCUGUUAUUAUGUGGACUAAGACUUUUUGACUAGGAUUCUUUGAAUAUAUAAUAAGCAGUUCUUUGAACGAAAAUCAAAUAAAUGAAUAUUUUUCCUAAGAAACUGCUUCAAUUUGAAAAGCACUGUUAAAUUCAACAUAAUUACGAACAAGCUUUCUUACAUCGAUGGAAUUACCAGAACUGUUCAUGAAGUUACUUCCUCACUGACAUUGUAUUGAACAUUCAAUACUACUUCGAGAAAACUCUCAAAAUAACUCCUUUGAUUAUUAAAUUUGUUACCAAGGCAAUUAACAAUUUGGAAUAUUCAUAAAUUCGGUCACAUAAAUGACAAAGUUAGUCAAAAAGUAAUCUCGUAUUUUAUUUCUAUCGUGAAGUUGAAGCAAAAUUAUUAGUAAAAAAGAGAAAGAUGAAUAAGCUAUGUGACUUAAUUCAUGGAUGAUUCCUUGGGUACCGUUCAUUUAUUCUAGUGAAUAAUUUUUAAUUUAGUAUAUAGGAUUAUAGGGUGUAUUGAGUAAUGAAAGAAAAUUAGUUUGUGCUUUGAGUGCAAUGGACUAGUCUGAUUGAUGAAAAUUGAGGACUAUAUAUUUUCAUCAUAAAAUAUUAUAAUUAAUAGGAACUGAGUGAAUUUAUGAAGUGAAAGAACUGUAGUUGUGUGUCUAGAGUAAUUCUGCAAGGUUCAAAACUGAUGGACAAUUUAUUAUAGAGAUAUCUACAAUUUGUUGAUUAACAAAUAAUGAAACCGUUUCAUGGAAAUUAUCUCACUAUUAAGUUGUGCUGUAAAUAAAAUAUAAAACGAAGAAAACGGUAAUUUUCUUAUUCCUAAUUCUCCAUUUUUAUCCAUUAAAAUUCGUUCAUAAAUCUGUUAAUCAUGAUCAUAGAUAAUUUAACGGUAGAUCAUUUAAAAAUGAUUGACCAUAGAGUCGAAAGUGAUAUUGUGAGUGUUCUCCACGUGUAAACUUGUUGAUAGUCGAAUAGUUAAAAAGUGCAUGUGCUAAGUGAAUAUUAGUGUUUUUGUUGUCAUCAUUCUCAUCCGUCAAUUUGUUUUACCAAUAUGCAAUGUACUUUUUGGACGAAGUCGGCGUUGAGGAAGAAAAAGUUGGAAUCAAAGAAGAAUCGGAAGAUUCAGAUACAACCGAAACAAUCUACAUUGUCAAUUCCGAAUACAAUUCGGACCUCGUAAUCAAAACCGAAGCAGACGAUUCGGAUUUUUUCAGUCAAAAAGGAAUUCGAAGGAAAUUGACCGAAAACGAUGAGUCUGAAAAAACUGGACUGUGUCACGUGUGCGGAAAAACUGUUUCUAGAAUGACUCCCCAUAUGAGAAGGCAUAAUAUGUCCUACAAAUGCAAGCAGUGUCCUAUGGGCUUCAGCAACAUGAAAGAGUUGAACAAGCACAUGAGGAACCAUGAACAUACCAUAUAUUGUUGCAUUAGCUGUUCUUCAUACUACAGCAACCCUUUGGACCUGUGCCGACACCAAGUUAAACACUUCAGCGAAUAUAGAUGCAUCUUCUGUGACUUCUCAACCGAACAUCUGUCUGUCAUUACGUUGCAUCUGAACAGACACGAAAAGCCCGUGGUCUACGAGUGCGACCAGUGCGGACGUGGUUUCAGCACAGAAUACUUGAUGAAAACGCAUCAGCAAAUCCAUACGGGCAUCAAAAGGUACCAGUGCGAUUUUUGUCCGAAGAAAUUUGCAACCGAGAACUACAAGAACUGUCACAUGAAGUACAAUCAUAGUGAGGAAUUGACGGGGGUAAAAAACAUUUAUAAAUGCCGGGUUUGCUAUCGGGAGUUUAGUUUCGAGAAAAGCUUAACCCGCCAUCUUAGUGUAAUCCAUAAUAUAGGUAUAAGCAGGAAAGUCGAAUGUCCCAUAUGUUCGAAAGUGAUUGCGAACUCUUUCAAUUUGAAAAUGCACAUGUCAAUACAUACGGGGGAGAAGCAACAUGUUUGUGAACUAUGCGGUAAAGCGUUCAGAGAUAGGGGUCAUUUGAAAAGACAUAAUAAAGUUCAUUUGAAGAGGGGCGAAGAGAUGUACCUGUGAAUUUUCUUACUAUUAAUGUUAUGUUAAAGGUUGAUUUUGUCGAAAUUUGUUUUUAUGUUACUGAGUUGACCAGAAUGAAUGUUACCAAUGAACAUUUGUAAAAUAAAGCUUUAUUUUUUCAGUA
Harmonia axyridis is the source of this 2339-nucleotide messenger RNA. RefSeq names its product zinc finger protein 2-like. The coding region runs from base 1232 to 2215 and encodes 327 amino acids. The record is from RefSeq and is a predicted model, not a curated record. Gene Ontology annotation, biological process: regulation of transcription by RNA polymerase II. The transcript has 2 exons. Gene Ontology annotation, molecular function: RNA polymerase II transcription regulatory region sequence-specific DNA binding; DNA-binding transcription factor activity, RNA polymerase II-specific. NCBI's taxonomy places the organism in Eukaryota, Metazoa, Arthropoda, Insecta, Coleoptera, Coccinellidae. Gene Ontology annotation, cellular component: nucleus.